UCUUCCGUCCCGUCACUCGCCCGCAGGUCCCGGCAGCGCCAGUGCCAGCUCGCCCACCCGCCUGUGCCCCCCGGCCCUUCGUGCCCACCGCCGGCCUCUUCGCCCCUCCGCCCGCACACGGAUUAUGAUCAUUCCGUGCCCAGCUUCUCCACGAUUUUCUAUGGAAAACCAAGGGAAAUGGGCCGCGGUUGCCGGAAGCAGUUUCCAGGAGAGAGACGCUUUUAGAGAAGCCUGAUAUCUCUGCCCGCCCGCCCUCCCCCCAGCCAGCCAGCCAGCGGGGGCCCGCUGCACCCGGAUUCGGGCAGAGUUCGUCUCGCUCGACUUGGGCACCUCCGCCGGGGCGUCCGCGUCCCGCCCGCCCGCGGCAUGGUUGGCUUCAAGCCCACCGACGUGCCCCCGACGGCCACGGUCAAGUUCCUGUCGGCCGGCACCGCCGCCUGCAUCGCCGACCUCAUCACCUUCCCCCUGGACACGGCCAAGGUCCGGCUGCAGGUCCAAGGGGAGAGCCGGGGUCCCUCGCGGGUCCCCGCCGGCCCACAGUACCGGGGCGUCCUGGGCACCAUCCUGACCGUGGCGAGGACCGAGGGCCCGGGCAGCCUGUACAGCGGGCUGGUGGCCGGCCUGCAGCGCCAGAUGAGCUUCGCCUCCGUCCGCAUCGGCCUCUACGACUCGGUCAAGCAGUUCUACACCAAGGGCUCCGAGCACGCGGGCGUCGGGAGUCGGCUCCUGGCGGGCUGCACCACGGGGGCUCUGGCCGUCGGCUUGGCGCAGCCCACGGACGUGGUGAAGGUGCGGUUCCAGGCUCAGGCUCGGGCAGCCGGCAGCCGGCGCUACCAGGGCACCGUGGACGCCUACAAGACCAUCGCCCGGGAAGAGGGCCUACGGGGCCUCUGGAAAGGGACGUCGCCCAACGUCGCCCGGAACGCCAUCGUCAACUGUGCUGAGUUGGUGACCUACGACCUCAUCAAGGAUGCCCUCCUGAGAGGCGGCCUCAUGGCGGACGACCUUCCGUGCCACCUGACCUCUGCCUUCGGGGCUGGCUUCUGCACCACCGUCAUCGCUUCCCCCGUGGACGUGGUCAAGACGAGAUACAUGAACUCGGCCUCGGGCCAGUACGGUGGCGCCGUGCACUGCGCCCUCACCAUGCUGCGGAAGGAAGGGCCCCGGGCCUUCUACAAGGGGUUCAUGCCCUCCUUCCUCCGCCUGGGCUCCUGGAACGUGGUCAUGUUUGUCACCUACGAGCAGCUGAAACGUGCCAUCACGGCUGCCCGCGCCGCCUCCGUGGCCCCCUGCUGAGAGCUGGCUGCCCCUAGCUUCCCCCCGCUUCCCCCGCCCAUCCACUGUUCCCUCAUCAUCAUCAUCAUCAUCAUCAUCAUCAUCUCCUACCGCCCCCUCCCGCCUCUCCCACCUCCACCAUCCCACCUCAGCUGAGCCUUCCAUCCCUGCCCCGGCCCCGGCCCCUUCCGUGUUCCUCUGCUUCCUUUCCUCUUCCCCUUCCUCCUCUCCCGGCCUCUGAGCGGCAUCCCCCGGCCCCCAAUAAAGCUGAACCGUGGCCUCCGUCA
Messenger RNA from Ornithorhynchus anatinus (platypus), 1562 nucleotides. RefSeq names its product uncoupling protein 2 (gene UCP2). Gene Ontology annotation, molecular function: oxidative phosphorylation uncoupler activity. The record is from RefSeq and is a predicted model, not a curated record. Gene Ontology annotation, cellular component: mitochondrial membrane. Lineage: Eukaryota; Metazoa; Chordata; Mammalia; Monotremata; Ornithorhynchidae. Gene Ontology annotation, biological process: mitochondrial transmembrane transport; adaptive thermogenesis; response to cold. The coding region runs from base 367 to 1296 and encodes 309 amino acids. The transcript is spliced from 8 exons.